Dama dama (fallow deer) is the source of this 606-nucleotide messenger RNA. RefSeq names its product melanoma-associated antigen 10-like. Gene Ontology annotation, cellular component: nucleus. The coding region runs from base 1 to 606 and encodes 201 amino acids. NCBI's taxonomy places the organism in Eukaryota, Metazoa, Chordata, Mammalia, Artiodactyla, Cervidae. Gene Ontology annotation, biological process: negative regulation of transcription by RNA polymerase II. The record is from RefSeq and is a predicted model, not a curated record. The transcript has a single exon.
AUGGUGAAGUUCCUGCUCCACAAGUAUCGAGCCAAGGAGCCAACCUCCUAUGCUGAAUUGCUGAAUACAGUCCUCAGGGAUAAUCAGGAGCACUACCCAGUGGUCUUCUGCCAAGCAUUUGAGUGCAUUCUGCUGGUGUUUGGUGUGGAAAUGAAGGAGGUAGACCCCAGGAAGCACAUCUACAUCAUGGUCCCCAACCUGGGACUCACCUGUGAUGCAAUGCAGAGAGGUGGGCAGGGCCUGCCCAAGACUGGCCUCCUGGUGGUGGUCCUCAGCCUGAUCCUCCAGAAUAGCGAUUGCAGCCCUGAGGAGGAAAUCUGGGAAGCACUCAACAAGAUGGGGCUGUAUGUUGGGAGGGAGCACUCCAUGUUUGGCGAGCCCAGGGAGUUGCUAACCCAAGUGUGGGUGCGGGAGGGGUACCUGAAGUACCGACAGGUGCCUAACAGCGACCCUGUUCGCUACGAGUUCCUGUGGGGUCCCCGGGCCUUUAUGGAGACCAGCAAGGAGAAAUUCAUGGAGUAUCUGCUCAAGGUCAACCGAAGGGCUUUUAGGUCCUUCCCACUCCCUUCUGCAGAGGCUGUGAGGGAGGAGGAAGAGGGCCCCUGA